Rhododendron vialii is the source of this 1785-nucleotide messenger RNA. Its product is annotated as microtubule-destabilizing protein 60-like. Gene Ontology annotation, molecular function: protein kinase activator activity; microtubule binding. Gene Ontology annotation, biological process: regulation of mitotic spindle organization; mitotic spindle assembly; activation of protein kinase activity. The record is from RefSeq and is a predicted model, not a curated record. NCBI's taxonomy places the organism in Eukaryota, Viridiplantae, Streptophyta, Magnoliopsida, Ericales, Ericaceae. Gene Ontology annotation, cellular component: nuclear microtubule; mitotic spindle. The coding region runs from base 195 to 1532 and encodes 445 amino acids. The transcript has 8 exons.
GAAAUACACACACGGAAAAACUAGCCGUUACAGAGCGUCCAAAGCCCAACGUUUCUUUUUAUCGCCUUUCAACCCCAACAGAUUGCACAUCGGAAAAAAACCCCAAACAGAUUCUCCCUGUAACUAACUCUGUAUCUGUUCCACAGUUUUCACUUCCAGGUGACACCGGUCUUGCUUUUGUCAGCGACUCGCCAAUGGAUCCCAGGGCCAAGAACGCCGCCGGAUCAUCGACACCCACAAAAAACCCACAAACCAAUCGAUCAAAAACUACCGAAAUCUCGAGAGUUUGCGAGAAUUCGAAUCCCAAUCUCGCAAGCCCCGGUUUGAAACCCUCAAAGUCACCAGCAGUCAAGUCUGCUACAAAGACCCAGAAAUCUCCCUCCAGAAACCUUGCCAAACCUCGCGAAAGGAAAUUCGUGGUGGCGAAAAGGAGUUCGAAGAGAGAGGAAACAGAUUCCGCAGUUGUUACUUCACAGAAGUGUUUGGACUCUGCUUAUGAGAGUCUCAGGGCUUCCCAAGAAGAUUUUUUCAAGAAUCGCGAUAACAUCGGUCGGGUUGAAGAAGAGGAGGGGGAAAAGAAGAACCCGUUGGUUGAAACCCUAGAAGUUGAGGGUUUUGCAUUGAAUCGACUAAAUGGCAGUAACCCAGAUGGGAUCGAGCAUUUAGUUGAAAUGGGUAGUUCUCAAAUCAAGGAAAGACGUGGAAAAGUGAUGAAUUUGGUGAAGGCAUUUGAAAGGCUUCUUACUACAUCAUCAAGUUCGAAGGAAUUGGAUCAAGAAAAUGAGGAAAAAGCAGAAGAUGAUGAGAAGGAGAUGGAAUCAAAGGAACCCGAAACGCAGAUCUCUUCGGCUUCAUCCUGUCCAUCGCCUUUUUUCUUUACAUCACAGAGUUUAGGUUUGGACUCUGGAGUAGAUAACAGUCAUGGAAGCGUCACUACUUCAACCAGGACUUCCGGGGGUGGUCGCAGAAGCAGGCGAACUAGCUGUGAAUCAUCUGGGACCUUUUGUGGAAGUCAUCGGAAGAGGAGGCAGCUCAAAGCAACUUCCCAAAAGCCCUUCGAGCUUCUAACAGAGCAAAGGGGAAGAAACAAGGAAGAAGAAUUCAGCAAAAAGGUACAACAAAUGAUGAUAGAGGAGGAGAAGCAACGGAUACCAAUUGCGCAAGGUCUACCAUGGACAACUGAUGAGCCACAGUACUUGGUUAAGCCUCCAGUGAAAGAAAGCACAAUGCCUGUUGAUUUGAUGCUGCACAGCGAUCUGAGGGCCAUGGAGCGUACUGAGUUCGACCAACAGGUGGCGGGAAAGAUGAGCAUCAUUGAACAGUACAAGAUGGAGAAGGAAAGACAGCAGAAGUUAGCAGAAGAAGAGGAAAUUAGGAGGCUGAGAAAGGAGCUCGUUCCAAGAGCUCAACCAAUGCCCUAUUUUGACAGGCCUUUCGUCCCAAGGAGGUCGGUGAAGCAUCCUACCUUGCCCAGAGAGCCAAAGUUCCAUUUACCAGAGCAGAAGAAGAUCAAGUGUGUCAUAUCAUGUUGAAAUGAGGGAAAAGAAGAAAUACAAAAUUUUAAUUUGAUAUCCAUUCCUUGUCGUCAAUCUCCGAAUAAUGGCAAAUUGUUCUCUUUGUACUUUCCAAUAUUCUCUUUCUGUGCAUAUGAAGCAAUCAAUUUAGUUUGCAGUUUUCGAGGAACGAGUGAUGAUGUGCAGGCACAAGUGCGUAUUCUUUAGUGAAUAUCUUGAUGACAUUGUAUUGCAACAUGCUACUUAUACUAGUUCUCUCUCUCUCUCUCUC